Ficedula albicollis (Collared flycatcher) is the source of this 2731-nucleotide messenger RNA. It is a transcript of the gene ZBTB34, whose product is annotated as zinc finger and BTB domain containing 34. Gene Ontology annotation, molecular function: RNA polymerase II cis-regulatory region sequence-specific DNA binding; protein binding; DNA-binding transcription factor activity, RNA polymerase II-specific. Gene Ontology annotation, biological process: regulation of transcription by RNA polymerase II. The record is from RefSeq and is a predicted model, not a curated record. Bases 356 to 1855 code for a protein of 499 amino acids. Lineage: Eukaryota; Metazoa; Chordata; Aves; Passeriformes; Muscicapidae. The transcript is spliced from 2 exons.
UUUGUACCUUGGCCAGGAUGCUUCCCAGGCCGCUGCUUUAUCUGAUCGGGAUUCAAUGCCUAAUGUAGGAAGACUCUGUUCUGUGUCCUAAAGGGAGAGAAAGACACUCUUCCAGAAGACAGCAUGUGGUGUCCAGUUAGACCGGGUGGAUAUCCCAGCAGGACCUACUGGCACCAGUCACUGACUGUUAUCGAGUACUACAUGAACUGUCCGGUUCAUAAACGGAAUCGUUGCACUACCUGACCUCCAAGCAUAUGCACGAUAACUCAAAAAAAAAAAAAGUGCACGUUUGCUGAACUGGUUUCUGCCAGUGACAAGGCCAGUGUAACACAGAUUACUCUUUACAUCUGAAGAAAUGGACAGCAGCAGUUUCAUUCAGUUUGAUGUGCCGGAGUACAGCAACACUGUUCUGAGCCAGUUAAACGAACUGCGCUUGCAAGGGAAGCUCUGUGACAUAAUUGUGCACAUCCAGGGCCAGCCGUUCCGUGCCCAUAAAGCUGUCCUAGCUGCCAGCUCUCCGUACUUCCGUGACCAUUCAGCAUUAAGCACCAUGAGUGGCCUAUCUAUAUCAGUUAUUAAAAACCCCAAUGUUUUUGAACAGUUGCUUUCUUUUUGUUACACUGGGAGGAUGUCCUUGCAACUGAAGGACGUUGUCAGUUUUCUGACUGCAGCUAGUUUUCUGCAGAUGCAGUGCGUCAUUGACAAGUGCACGCAAAUACUGGAGAGUAUCCAUUCAAAGAUCAGUGUCGGUGAUGUUGAUUCUGUCACUGUUGGUGCCGAAGAAAAUCCAGAGAAUCGCAAUGGCGUUAAAGACAGCAGCUACUUUGCCAACCCUAUUGAGAUAUCUCCACCCUAUUGCUCUCAGGUGCGACAGUCAACAGCAGGCAGCGAUCUUCGGGUGGAAACCACUCCAGGCAAAACUCUUCGUGGUCGUCUGCAAGAAGAAGGGCAUUCAGACCGAGGGAGCAGCGGAAGUAUCUCUGAAUAUGAGAUUCAGAUUGAAGGUGAUCAUGAGCAAGGAGACCUGAUAGUGAGGGAAAGUCAGAUUGCAGAGGUAAAAGUUAAGAUGGAAAAGUCUGACAGGCCAAGCUACUCUGAUAGCUCUUCCCUUGGUGAUGAUGGAUAUCACACCGAAAUGGUGGAUGGAGAGCAGGUGGUGGCAGUAAACGUUGGUUCCUAUGGGUCUGUCUUACAACAUGUUUAUUCAUUUACCCAUGCCUCAUCUCAGGCUACCGGUGUGUCAGAAGCCUUUGGAAGCCUGAGCAAUACAAGUCCUUCAAGGUCCAUGCUGAGCUGUUUCAGAGGGGGUCGUGCACGCCAGAAACGAGUACCUGCGGGUCACUUGCACGGUGAUGUCCAGGGCUUGGGGCCAGGGGCUGACAGUGAAUCCGUGGUGAGUAAUCCAGGAUAUGAGAACAGUCCGCGGGAAAGAAACGCACGAGGUCAUUGGUAUCCAUACAAUGAGAGGCUCAUUUGUAUUUACUGUGGCAAGUCUUUCAACCAGAAAGGGAGCCUUGAUCGACAUAUGCGAUUGCACAUGGGAAUAACUCCUUUUGUGUGCAAGUUUUGUGGGAAGAAAUACACCCGUAAGGACCAACUUGAGUAUCACAUUCGUGGUCACACAGAUGACAAACCCUUUCGCUGUGAGAUCUGUGGAAAAUGUUUUCCUUUCCAGGGUACACUAAACCAGCACUUGCGAAAAAACCACCCGGGGGUUACAGAAGUGAGAAACAGGGUUGAGUCUCCAGACAGAACAGAAGCGUUUGUGGAACAGAAAGUAGAUAAUGAUGCUUCAGCUUCUGAAGCCAUGGAUUCUGGUAUGGAAAUUCAUGCGAUGUCUAACACAUCUGAUUAAAAUCUUACAUCUAAGUGAAACACAAGACAAGCACAUUACUAAUGUAUUUUUAAAGUAUUUUAUUAUUUUGAUGAUCUUCAGUACAAAUGUAACAACAGCCUUUUAAUUUUCCUGACUUUCUGGAAAUCAGUUAGAAAUGGUUUCUGGAGAAGAUUUCAGAAGUGUUCUCUGUUCUUUAUUCAGAAGUUUUUGAAGGAGGCUGAAUUGUUUGGAGUUUGUUUUUUUUUUAUUUGAAAAUGCUCAGAAUACAAAGACAGUGUACUUGGGAAAGGCUAGGAAGAGUCUUCUGAAGUGUCCCUGCUGAUUGAUCUGGUGAGACACAAAUGCCAGUGCAGAAGGAUGUUAGAAUAAGAUUGGCAGCUCUGCUGAAUGCUCAAAGAAGCUGUAAUUUCCUUUAUUUCUUAAAUCCUGUUGCUGGUAAUGUGUUACACAGCAGUGGAGAGAGAGCAUAUUACAGCUUUGAUUCCUCUUCUGUCACAAUGAAAUCUGUUCACUCUUACUAACUGGUUUUGGUAGUGAGUCUGUUUAUAUAUAUAAAUUUGCUUUAUAUAUAUAAAGUGCUUUCACUUUCCCUCUUCUGGUUGAGGUGAAUGUAGAAGUAUGUCAAGGCUAAUACCAUAUGCCACUCUGUCAACUGUUAGGACCCCUCUCUGCUUAGGGUUUAGAACUUUGGAUUUUGGGAGGAUGGUUUUGGUUUUAAAUGAAUGUUGUUUGGUUUUCAUUUUAUUAAACUGUUCGUGUGCAAAAGUGAGCAAAGUGAAUUAUCUUAAUAGCUUUGCUUUAUGACAUAUGUAAACCAAAUGCCAUAAAUAUAUUAAACUAUGGUUAAAUUGUUGAAAGGUUUUGUUAGUUGUCUAGAAUGCAAGCUGGACAACC